AUGACAGGUACUAUUGAAUGCAUUUCCAUCGGACUUAUCUCUUUGCUUUUUAUAAAAAUUUAUGCAUUAUUUUACAAAACCCAAAAUGAAAGAGAAAAUGUGGAGGGAAAACAAGAUGCUGGCCGUACGGGAGCUACUGGUGGUUGUUCCAGCUCGGAGUCAAACGUGAAAGUCGAUAUCAUAUGCGACAUAACGAACAAUUUCGGAAGGCAUUAUGUGAAAGAAGUUAUUAGAAGGAAAAACGUCAUAGGCAUAAUUCCUGUAUACAAAAAUUACAAUAAGGAAUAUCUGGACAUUUCCAAAUUUAACAGUUUUAUGGCCCAAUUGUUUAACUUCCUAAAUAUGCGAAAUGGGAAGUUAAUACUAGCUAAUGAAGAUAACUGUGUGAUAAACUUUCUGCAUAAAGAAUUAAAUAUGGAAGAAAAUGAUAACGAUGAGGAGGAAAUAUUGCUGGCCUCCUGUAUUAUCAUCAACGACAAGGUGUCUAUAAUUGUCUGCGUCAUUAAUUACGAAGCAGACAUGGAAAAACAACUCAACUUAUUCAUAGGGAAGAAAAAAAAAGACAUUUUUGUUAUUAUAAAUAAUUUAUUCUUAAGUAAUAAGAAUGACAUAGUAAAAGAGAAGAUAAAGAAUAAGAGUUGUAAAAAUGUAGAACUGCUUGACAGGAAAAGCUCAUUAACUCCAGGGACAGAAGAAGGUUGCGAAAUGACCAGUUUUUUUUCCUUCUUUGAUUUUUUCAACAUUAAGAAGGAAUUUUUAACCGAUUUUUAUUCCAUUAUACAAAUAAAUAUGAAAAAUUUUUGCUACUUUUACAAACGUUUGGGAAAUAAUUCAUUUUCGGAAACGUAUUUAAAUGGAUACAUGUAUGACAAUCUUGUCGACACCAAGAUUUAUAACUCCCUGAUGGACAUGUAUCACGAUUUAAUUUCAGAAGCCAUAAAAAAGGAUAAAAAAAAAAUCAACAUGAGGAAGUUUUACACCUUUUAUGGAGAAGAAUGCGAUUACAACAAAAUUGUAAAAUUUACCUUGAUGAAGUUGGAAAACAACAUGUUAUUAUUUUAUAUAUAUGACAUAUAUUCCUAUGUAUACUACCAGCUGAUUUUAUAUUUCUCGCAGAAGCAAUCCAUAUAG
Molecule: messenger RNA, 1131 nt
Organism: Plasmodium knowlesi strain H
Lineage: Eukaryota; Apicomplexa; Aconoidasida; Haemosporida; Plasmodiidae
Product: conserved Plasmodium protein, unknown function
Exons: 1
Coding region: 1-1131 (376 amino acids)
Source: RefSeq, a predicted model, not a curated record